GAGCCCUAUAAAUAACGCAGGCAGUGGCAGUACUAACAUAUCUUUUAGAGUGAACGAACAAAGGAAGAAAGAAAGAAAGAAAGAAGAGCCAUGAAGAACCAAGAACCUCGUUCAAGCUCUUCUUGUGCCGCUUGCAAGUUCUUGAAAAGGCGGUGCAUCCCCAACUGUCAAUUUGCACCGUACUUUAGGUCGGACGAGCCCAAUAAGUUCGCCAAAGUUCACAAGGUAUUCGGAGCCAGCAAUGUGAGCAAGAUUCUGAAUGAGGUCCCUGAGGAGCAAAGAGAGGACACCGUGAAUUCGCUCGUGUACGAGGCCGAGGUACGGCUGAGGGACCCCGUUUACGGUUGCAUUGGUGCAAUAGCUUCUCUGCAGAAGAAGAUGGUAGAGCUUCAACAUGAUCUGCUUCUUGCUAAAGCUCGUCUUGCCUACUGUGCCACCACUAAGCCAGCGCCCACUUCAGCCAUAUUCUUGGAGGGUCCUUCCAAUAUCGCUUCCAACAUUGAUUUUCCGGCUUCUGCUGGCUUGGAGUUGGAGGAGGCUUUCUAUCACAAUUCCUCGGUCAUGGGUCAAAAUGCCAAUGGAUGGAUGAAUGAAUUAGGCCAGUUCCCGCUUGUGUGAUGUGACACGCUCACAUUCCUAUUUUUGCUUCUGAUUCUGUAGGGGCUGCAAAAACAAACCUGAUGUACUUUGCUCUUUGAUGAUGUACUGCUAUAAUUUCUAAUCUUCCAUUGAAGAGAAUUUAUCCUUGAAAAGGCAAAGUACUAUCUAUACCUUUUAUCUACUCUCUCUCUCUCUCUCUCUCUCUGUGUAUAUAUAUAUGUAUGUAAUGGUGCCUAUUUCUUGUUUUAGAUUUUCAGAACAGAAGGUCUCUACCAUUUUAGAUUUCCUCUUUUACUAUGUGAAUCUUGCGCCUCUUCUGAAAGUAUUACUACUAGCUUGCCACUAUUUGACGUGCUGUGUGAAUAAGAAAAGUUAUAAAUAUGCUAGUCGUUCGCUUAA
Coffea arabica (coffee) is the source of this 999-nucleotide messenger RNA. Lineage: Eukaryota; Viridiplantae; Streptophyta; Magnoliopsida; Gentianales; Rubiaceae. The record is from RefSeq and is a predicted model, not a curated record.